CAGUGCGCCUCAGCCCUCAGAAAACUUCACUUCCCACAAUGCUCUGCUCCAUUCUCAAGCUCUCGCACAGGAUCACAGACGUCUUUCAGGAGGAAAUAACGGGUAGAUAUUUGAUGUCCCGUGACUGCUUUCUCGUUUUAAAUCCUUGCCACCAACAGGUGCUCGACUCUCCGUUUCUGAGACUUGUUGUGGAAAUCUGAGCUUCAAAAUAGGAAACAUGGAAGAAAGACCUUCAAACCAGCUCUAUUCAUUAGUUUUCUAAAACUAGGUUUACUAUCUUCCAUCAAGAGCUGUUUCCCUUUUGUAGCCUUCUCAGUUUUAUGUAGCCGUUCCUGGAACUUCUCCAUUUUGGGCACGGGAUCGUUUGAGCUGUUUACCAGUGCUGGAGGAAAGGCCUAAUCCCAAGUCUUUCUGGAGAGCGCUAAGACACUGCCUGACUCGGAGCUGACAGGAUUAACUUCAUAUUAGAUUUGCGAGACAAAGGAGGAAGAACACCUGCUUGUUUUUACAGGCAAAUCCAGGCCACGCUGCUCUGGGUUUGUCUUGGUUUUGAAUCUUGUAUGCGAGGCGCCACCUUCCAUUGUCAAAUUUGGCACAAUUCGUGCACUUCCCAGAAUUGCCUCCUGUUGUCGGAAUUUACAAUCCAAAAUCAUUCAGAAUCAAGGUCAGUUGUCCUUGAGAGCAGAAAAGGGACGUUGUUCGUGUUUGGCCGUAAAAUAUUAACGCUACAGACUUUGUUGGAUACAUUAUGGCGUUAAAAGCAUAGUACACAAGCAGAUCUGCAUUAUUAGUGUCCGAGAAGACCCAUCAGCCAAGCUGGAAAGAAAAAAAAAGGCUUAAGAAAGAGGGGGCGUACUGAGCCAGGUCGUUCUUAUUCCACACUGGUCCUUUCUCUGCUUGGUGGAAACCUGCAUUCGUUGUGAUGGCUCCUCGACCGACUCAGACAGGAGCGACCGCUGCUGUGUGAAGGACUACACUCAACCCUCAUCCGUCAGAUAAGCAGAGGAGGAUGAAACUGAAGAAGCAGGUGACCGUUUGCGGUGGGGCCAUCUUCUGUGUGGCCGUCUUCUCUCUCUACCUGAUGUUGGACCGCGUCCAGCACGAUCCCGCCAGGAGACAGAGCGCCGGGAACUUUCCGAGGAGCCAGAUUUCGGUGUUGCAGAACCGCAUCGAGCAGCUGGAGCAGCUCCUGGAGGAAAACCAUCAGAUCAUCAGCCACAUCAAAGACUCUGUGCUGGAGCUCACAGAUACGGGGGCCAUCUCUCCCAGCGGACAUCUCCCCUUCCGUAGCGCCAAUGGCUCCUGGGUGCUGCCCUUCGAUGGCAGGCCCACCUUUCUCUCCGUCAAGCCAAUGGAUUGCCAGUUCGCACUGGGCCGCAGGAGCCAAACUGACCUGCAGAUGCUGGAUGUAUACUCCUUGCUGAACUUCGAUAAUGUGGAUGGAGGUGUUUGGAAGCAAGGUUUUGAGAUCACCUACGAGCCCAACGAGUGGGACAAUGAGCCCCUGCAAGUGUUCGUGGUCCCUCAUUCACACAACGAUCCAGGAUGGAUCAAAACAUUUGACAAAUACUACAAUGACCAGACCCAGCAUAUCUUCAACAACAUGGUGGUGAAGCUGGCAGAAGAUCCCCGUCGGAAGUUCAUUUGGUCGGAAAUAUCAUUCUUCGCCAAAUGGUGGGAAAGUGCAGAUGCACCUAAACAAGAAGCAAUGCGCAAGCUAAUCCUCAGCGGACAGCUCGAGAUGGUGACGGGAGGCUGGGUCAUGACGGAUGAAGCCAACGCUCACUAUUUCGCCAUGAUUGAUCAGCUCAUUGAAGGCCAUCAGUGGCUGGAGAGAAAUCUGGGUGUGACCCCUCGCUCAGGCUGGGCCGUUGAUCCGUUUGGGCACAGCGCCACGAUGCCUUACCUACUGAAACGGGCGAACAUGACCAGCAUGCUGAUCCAGAGGGUCCAUUAUUCCAUCAAGAAGCACUUUUCUGCCACACGGAGCCUUGAGUUCAUGUGGAGGCAGGCCUGGGACAUUGAAUCGAGCACAGACAUGUUCUGCCACAUGAUGCCAUUUUACAGCUACGACGUGCCUCACACGUGUGGCCCAGACCCGAAGAUUUGCUGCCAGUUUGAUUUCAAGAGGCUGCCGGGCAGUCGAGUUAAUUGCCCUUGGAAGGUGCCACCACGAGCCAUCACAGAUGCCAACGUGGCCGAGAGAGCUGGGGUUCUGCUUGAUCAAUACCGUAAAAAAUCCAAGCUGUUCCGUAGUAAAGUAUUGCUAAUUCCUCUGGGGGAUGACUUUCGCUACGAUAAAGCAUUAGAGUGGGACCAGCAGUACUUCAACUACCAGAAACUGUUCGAUUACAUGAACUCCCACCCAGAAAUGCAUGUAAAGGCCCAGUUUGCAACGCUGACAGACUACUUUAAUGCGGUGUACAAGGCUAAUGGAGUUUCCCAGGGGACAAGACCACCCGAUUACCCUGUGCUGAGCGGAGACUUCUUCGCCUAUGCAGACAGAGAGGACCAUUACUGGAGUGGAUACUACACCUCACGUCCCUUCUACAAAAACCUGGACCGUGUGUUAGAGUCUCACCUACGAGGGGCAGAAAUUCUCUACAGUUUGGCGGUGGCUCACGCGAGGCGUGCGGGCAUGGAAGGGCGUUACCCCAUUUCAGAUUACUCCCUCCUGACCGACGCCAGACGCAACAUAGGGCUGUUCCAGCACCAUGAUGCCAUCACGGGCACUGCCAAGGAGGCUGUUGUCAUCGACUAUGGAAACAGGCUAUUACGUUCUCUGGUCGGACUGAAACGAGUGAUCAUUAAUGCUGCACACUUCCUGGUAAUAAAGAAUAAAGACAUUUACCGCUUCUACCAGACGGAGCCUUUCUUAGAGACGGAUGAUAGACGCGCCACACAGGAUUCUCUCCCACAGCGCACACUUAUCGAGCUGGAAUCUUCUCCCAGGUAUCUGGUGCUGUUUAACCCUGUCGAGCAGGAGCGUCUGUGUGUGGUCACAGUGCUGGUGAAUUCGGCAAGAGUGAGGGUGCUCACAGAAGACGGGCAAACGUUACCGGUUCAGCUCAGCGCGCAGUGGAUGUCUGCUGUUGAGAUGAGUGGAGAGGUUUACCAGGCCUCUUUCAUGGCACGUCUCCCUGCUCUGGGAUUGGCCAUCUUCCACCUGUAUGACUCUGCUGACUCCCCCAUGACCCUGCGCUCUGAAACGCUGCUCAGGAUACCGGGGCGGGGUCAGAGCAUAAGAAGUUUGGAUCCUCUGCCUGUGCGAUCGCAAACGGUAGACGCCCAACCGUUCUACAUCCAGAGCCAGUCUCUCACUCUAGGCUUCUCUGGAACCACAGGCCUGCUGGAGAGCAUUCGACGUAAAGAUGAUCCCCAGGAGGUGAGGGUACAGAUUCAGUUCCUUACAUACGGAACUCGACCCUCCAAGGAUAAGAGCGGGGCCUAUCUCUUCCUGCCGGAUGGAAAUGCCAAGCCCUAUUCGCAGAGAGAAGCCCCUAUAGUGCGUGUGGUGGAGGGUCCUCUCUUCGCUGAGGUUGUGGCACAUUAUCAACACUUCCAGCAGACGGUCCGCAUUCAUAAUGUUCCAGGAGUUGAUGGUCUUUCUCUAGACAUCACCACCAUGGUGGACAUUAGAGAUCAAAAUAACAAGGAGCUGGCCAUGCGGCUGGUUACCGACAUCCAGAGCGGAGACACUUUCUACACAGACCUCAACGGCUUCCAGAUCCAGCCUCGCCGGUACUUCCAGAAACUUCCGCUGCAAGCUAAUUUCUACCCCAUGCCCACCACAGCAUACAUUCAGGACAGCCAGUACCGGCUCACGCUCCACACAGCCCAGGCACUGGGCGCCAGCAGCCUAGCCAGCGGUCAGCUGGAGGUGAUCCUAGACCGCAGACUGAUGCAAGACGAUAACAGGGGUUUAGGGCAGGGCCUGAAGGACAACAAACGAACGGCCAACCGCUUCCGCCUUCUGCUGGAGAGGAGGAGCAGCAGUGGAGAUCCUGCUGGCUCCUAUGCCAAAGUCACCAACAUGAUAAACAAAAUCAUUGCAGGUAUUUUAGGAGACGGCCAGCAAGAGCCGGUGAACAGCAGACCGGUCAGCUUCCCGUCGCUGCUCAGUCACAUGACCUCCACCAUCCUGAACCACGAGGUGCUGGCACUGCCUGCGUUGCCCAGGAAACAUGGCGUGCCACCCAUGCGUACCUUUGCUCCAUUGGCUGGCACCCUGCCCUGCGACUUCCACCUGCUGAACCUCAGGAGCAUCCAAAGCCUGGACGCUCACUCUCCAUCUCCCCAUACGGCUCUGCUCCUCCAUCGACUGGGCCUGGACUGUGGUCUGGAGGCCCAGAACCCUGGUUUCAACUGCUCCACCACACAAGGCCAGCUCUCCGUUUCUGGUCUGUUCCGUGGGCUGGAUCUCCAGCUCCUGCAGCCCAUGUCUUUGUCUCUGAUGCACUCUCAGCCUCCGCUCUCCAACGACUCCUCCAUCAAUCUGGAGCCAAUGGAGAUCUCCGCCUACAAGCUCAAGCUGUGCUAGAGUGAUGUUGCACCAGAACCGGGCUCUCCGUGUGGACCCUUGGAACCUGUGCUAAAGCAGAGAACCACAGCUGGAUGAGCAGAGGACUCUUUCGGAGAUCGUUUAUCCAGACUUAACGUAUCUGAAUCAACACGAAGGCGCUAACUAAACCCUCAAAACGGGGGGGGAAACAUGAGGAUGAGAGCGUUCCAGCCAAAGUCAUAUUUGGUAGCCGGUCUGGGUGCUGAGAUAAGAAUGUCCGGGCUUUUUUUUUUUUUUUUUUUUGUGAGAUUUUAUCAGUCAGAGCGCUAAUCGGUCAACAUCUUUUUAUUCCAGCAGCCGACCAUUAUUUUUAGCUAUGUCGUCUUGUUUUUUCCCUUUUGUCUUUGGCUGGAACCGCUGACCGUUUCACAUUCUUUAUAAUCAUGCUGUCAUCCCUCGAGUCCGUACUGUAUGUAAAUAUCUCAGAAGUUACAUUCACAACUGGAUCUAUACAAAACUGUGGGACUCAGUGCAAUAUGUGAAGCUUCUCUUGCUGCUUUGUUUCUCCAUUUUAUAUGUUUUCUACUCAUAAAGCCUUGGAAGCUACGCUUGAAUCCGUGUCACUGUCGUUUGAGCUCACGCAGUUCUUUAUUCUCUACUGUGGACGUUCUGCCCACGCUCGGCGGCCACAUGGUUUUUUUUUUUUCUAUGAAUGUCAAUCACCACGCUCGGCCUGCAAAGGCUGUCAGUGCUGUAACAGACGCGGCAUUUACAGCUCUCUUUCUUUCAGGAUGGCUCGCAACACUUCGUUGACAGCAGAAGACGUCCACGAUCUGACAGUGGUCAGGUCUUCAGAUGGCUCCUUCAUUGGUUGGUUUUUUUAAUAGGUUAUGACUCAAAUCACACAGUGAGAGCUUUAUGAUCUUUUUCCUACCUUUUCCUUUGUGCUUUCUGUUAAUGAAUAAAGCUGCUUAAUAAGCUAGCUGUGGAUUAUCUGCAACAUAUUUUUGUUAUAAUUACCAUUUUCCAUAAUGUGUUACUUGGCAUAGCAACAAGCCACAGAAUGUGCGUUUAUAUUUUGUCAUAUUAUAUGCUGGUUUGAUCCAUAUUUUAAUGCCGUUCGGGAUCAGAUGUUAAAGAUAUGCAGCGUUUGUCUUAUUAAGACCUAGAUCAGUCUAUGAGCUUACUUGGACGUCAAUAUAUUCGCUUGAUAUACCUUCUCACAGUAUUUUCAGGUAAAGGUACCAGUGCGGGUAGUGACGGGUUCCUUUUGGUCAGAUUUAGCCAAUUUCCCACAUGAAAAUGCAUUUAGGCCUUAUCUCGCUGUAGGAAACCCAUCCGUAAUGUGUAGCAGAGCCAUCUCAGUCGUCUCUUCUGGCUUUUGUCUGUCACCUUUGGUUUGCUUGAAUCUGACAAUUUUGAACAUGAAAAUGCUGUCUGUCCUUCAACCUAUUGUGUCGUCUCAUGUCUUGCGUGUCUCUGUCUGAUCCAGGAAAAUCUGUACUGUCUCUGAUUUGAAUUAUAGAAAAAUACUCUCACUUUUCUGACUUUUUUUUUUCUUCUCUUCUCUGACUUUCAAGUCCAGGCCUGAUUAUCUCUGUAGUGCGCCCACGUCCAUUUACAUCAGUCAGACCAUCAGCUGGCUUCUCCAGCUAAUCAAGUUCCUGAAAAGCGUCCUAUCAGGAAGAUAAUUCCCCUCAGGAGGAACUCCGAGUACGGAGUGCCAAACGUCUGUCCGAUUGCUUUGGAACAGAUUUUGGCGCUCAACGCGGGGCACGCUUGCUAUUCCAGAAUGUUCUCCCCUCUGUAAUUCAGUCUCUUCUGCUUCAAAUUCUCUGUCUGUGCAUUUCACUGCCAUGCUUGUUUUUCCUAUGCAUAUGCUUUCCAUUCUGACCGAUAUCUUUGUUAGAUGUCCUUUAUUUGUGUUGUGUGUUCUGAGAUGGAAAAGGUUUUCAGUUUUCAUUUUUUUUUCUUAAGAAAUGAAAGUGAAUUGAGAGGUUAAUUUAUGUUGUUUUUCUUUUUUCUAUUGAGAGCGUUCAUAAAAAUGACUCGUACAAGCAAAUGCAAAGACAUUAAAGUGGACGUUUAAUAAAGAUCACACAUGGAAAAAAAAGUGA
This is a messenger RNA of Ctenopharyngodon idella (grass carp), 6618 nucleotides long. RefSeq names its product mannosidase, alpha, class 2A, member 2 (gene man2a2). Gene Ontology annotation, biological process: mannose metabolic process; N-glycan processing; protein deglycosylation. The record is from RefSeq and is a predicted model, not a curated record. NCBI's taxonomy places the organism in Eukaryota, Metazoa, Chordata, Actinopteri, Cypriniformes, Xenocyprididae. Gene Ontology annotation, cellular component: Golgi membrane. The transcript has 25 exons. The coding region runs from base 1010 to 4540 and encodes 1176 amino acids. Gene Ontology annotation, molecular function: alpha-mannosidase activity; carbohydrate binding.